Molecule: messenger RNA, 2097 nt
Organism: Parnassius apollo (apollo)
Lineage: Eukaryota; Metazoa; Arthropoda; Insecta; Lepidoptera; Papilionidae
Source: the annotation of a GenBank genome assembly
AUGUAUCCGUCUGGGGAAAAUUACCUUUUGCAGUCGCGACAAAAGCUUUAUAGAGGUGAAGAGUUUGAAGAGAAAUUGAAUGAUUUAUUCAACAAAAAGUUUCAAUUUCGUUUCAAUAGCGAGUGGGUAUUGCCGGCUGUUGAUAACUGGUUUUCCGAAUCUCCUUGGAAGGUUAAAGGACUGGAGUACUUAAAAAGUCGUCUGAAUCAUCACAAAAGCCAGUUAAACGAUUUUAGCAUUGAGGAGUGGAGUAGUCAUACUCGUCGAAGAAACCCAGCUGGAGAAGUUUGCUGGAAACUCAGAUGCUUGGUGAAUCCUGAAUUUCUUACCCAAGCUUGGACAAAGUUUUAUGAAUGUGCAUCAACAUACAACGUCAUCCCCACUGAAGCUGUAAGUGAUAUGAAGAUGGUGUCAUUGCACUUGUGUGAAGCUCCUGGUGCAUUCAUUACUUCUUUAAAUCAUUACCUGAAGCUGCAUCAUCCAAAUAUUGUUUGGCAGUGGGUAGCAAAUACACUGAAUCCAUACUACGAAGGGAACUCACCCUCCAAUAUGAUCAGUGAUGACCGUUUUAUGUUCCACACUUUGGACAACUGGGACUUUGGCGUGGACAACACAGGCAACUUAAUGGACUGGGACAACUCUCAAGCCAUCAUAGAGAAGGCCAAGUCCUUGGGAAAGGUGCUUCUGGUAACAGCUGAUGGGUCCAUCGAUUGCCUUCAGAAACCAGAUGCUCAAGAAGAAGUGACCUCACCGCUCCACUACUGUGAGAUCGUGACGGCACUGCAAACGCUCAGUCCUGGGAGUGAUUACUUAGGUGGGACUCUCAUAUUUAAGCUGUUUACAAUUUUUGAACAUUCCACUGUAAGUCUUCUGUAUCUUAUCAAUCAUCUGUUUAAAGAAGUCAACAUUUACAAACCGAUCACUUCUCGUCAGGGUAACUCCGAGGUAUACGCAAUCUGUCUGCGAUACAAAGGUAUCGAUCUGACACCAUACUUACCGAUCCUUCGUUCUGCUUUCGGAACGGAACUCUACUCGAAUAAAUCACUGUUCCCACUUGAAAAAAUACCCGAAUCAUUCCUCAAGCAGAUUGAGGAAUGCGCUUACUACUUCUGCUCAAUCCAGUGCCAAGUCAUAAACAACAACCUCCAGGCUUAUCUCAUGCAGAAAAAUAUCGCAUUGCAUAGGGAUAUGAAAAAGAUCAGGGCGUUAGUCGCCUCAGAGUUCAUUUGGAAAUAUGAUCUUAAACCAAUUGACAAUGCACAGGAGAUUUUAAAGGGAACCCUCCACGAAGAAAAUAAAAUUAAUAUCAACCCACGCUACCACCGAGGCUCCUACACGGAGAGGCAAUUGUACACAAAGAUGUCUUUGAAAGAGAAACUGAAGAGCUUAAAUUCCUUUUUGCAAGCCGAACUGCUUUCUAACCCAACAAUUCUCAUUAACGAGCCAGUUAAAUGGAUGUCCAAUGGCGAAACUGCAAAAAUCAAUCUGGUUUUUACCUAUGGCAGACCAUUGCAAAAGAUUAACAGUUCAAAGUUUAUAUUUGUACCUAUCUUUAAACUGUAUCAACAGAUUCUCGCUGAAGAGGAAUUCAAGGAGAUCAUUCUGUAUAAGCCUACUAAACCAAAGGUAGAUGAUAACCUUGAAACUGAGUCAUAUAAAAUUGUUACAUUGCCCGAAAUCCAGUUCAAGGAUAAUUACAACGUUUAUGAGAAGAAUUGCUUUAAAACAUUGCUGAAUGGUCUCAGAGAGUUGUCGGAUGGUGAAUCAAUCCUGUUGCAGAAUUUCAACACUUUGACGCACUUUAAUGUGAGCGUGUUGUAUAUUUUAUCAAAGUCGUGUUUCGAAAAAACCGGCUUUGCAUCUUCUGGAAGUAUUCUUCUGAACAACUUCAUUAACAAACCUUCUCUGAAGUAUUUGGAGAUCAUAGAUGACGAGUGCAAUAAAGUACGACAGAACGAGAAGAAGGAUGUUUUAAAUUCCCUUCCAGUGCAGGUGACAAACAUAGAAGACUUCUUCAGUAAUAUUGUCUUCUACAACAAUACUUUCUACAGAAACAAAUGCAUGGAAUACUUUGAAAAGAUUGAACAAUCUCUAUAA